AGAACUGCACUCAAUAUGGCUUCACCAGCCAGUUCGGACGAGGGCGAGAUUCGGGAUGGGAAUGUAGAGAAGGCAACUACGUCGCUGCCAAUGUACGAUGGCACUUCCGUUGACCGUCCAGACAGAAACCGCUCUAGCAAUUCCAAAUCGAUGUCACCGGAGCAUGGUGGUAGAUUCAGAGAUAGGAGAUCCCGCGACAGAAGUCGGUCACCUUAUUCUGAUCGACAACUCCGAGGCUCGAAGAGAGCAAGAGAGGAGGAGUACACUGAUCGAUCUCGAGACCCGCGAAGAUUCAAGGUUCACUACGAAGACGCCCCGCAAGAUUACAAAUACCGCUCACGAGUUUUGUAUGAAGACCUAGAUCGUGGACCUGCAUCUUCUUCCGACCUUCGAUAUGAUGAUCGAGAUAGAUAUGCCGAGAAAAGACCACGAACCCGGAGCAGGUCACCGUACCGAUCAGAUCGUGGAGGAGACCGUCACGGACGAGGGGGACAGUCAAGAAGAGAUGAUCGACAUAGUCGUGGAAAUGAAGACCGCAGACCCAAUUCUUACGGAAAUGGGGACUACAGUCGGGAGAGAACGGACCUGUCAGUGAGCAAAGGGGGACCAAGCCCGCUGCCAGCUGAUAAUUCAAGACGAGAGGCUAAAACUACGCAAGGAUAUUCACAGCAUCAUAAUGACCAAUCUAAUAAGAACAUUGAGUUUGAAAAGAUGAACGACACUUCCAACACGCCUUCUGUGGGAGCUCCAGCAGAGGAGCCACUUGAUGAAGCAGCUCUGAUUGAGCAACGCCGGAAGCGUCGUGAAGCUAUCAAAGCUAAGUAUAGAGGUUCUGCCACGCCCUUGCUUGUGCAGGCCUUGCAACUCGGAGACAAGUCAGGAGAUUCGACACCCGGCCAGCAAGAUGACAAUACGCCAUCUGCUCGAUCCACCUCCCCCAACAUCUCGACUCCAGCUACUCCAGUUGAAUCCCAAGAUCCUGCAUCGCCCUCUGCUUUCUUGAUCACAAAUGACCAAGACCUCGCAAAUACCAAUGGAGAUACCACCCCAGGUGACGAAAUGGAUGGCCCGUCAGCCGCAGACUACGACCCAACAGGAGAUAUGCGAGAAGACAGACAACGAAAUGACCUCAGACACAAUGACGACGUCUCUUCUGGAGCCUACGACGAGACCCUGCCAACCACUGAACAAGACGUAUUGCUUCCAACCGAAUCAGCCAAAGACGAGGACAAGCCAAAGAAGUCCAAGGACGAUUUUGACAUGUUUGCGGAAGACGAUGAUGACAUGUUUGCAGAAGAUCCGAUUCCCAAUGGCAAGCCAGCUUCCUCAGAUGAUAUCGCUAAAGCAGUUCCUGUUCCGCAAGCCAAAGAACUCGAUAUCGGUAUGCUUGAUAACUGGGAUGACAUUGAAGGUUAUUACAAAGUCAUCCUCGGCGAGUUGCUGAACAGUAGAUACCAUGUUCAGGCAAAUCUCGGAAAAGGUAUGUUUUCGGGGGUCGUUCGAGCUAUGGACGUGACGACGAAGAAGCUGGUUGCUAUCAAACUUAUCAGAAACAAUGAGACAAUGCGAAAAGCUGGCAUGAAGGAGAUCGAGAUUCUUCAAAAGAUCAAUCAAGCAGACCCCGAGGACAAGAAGCACAUGAUUCGUCUUGAGCGACACUUCGAGCAUAAAGGCCACUUGUGCAUGGUCUUUGAGAAUCUCAGCAUCAACCUUCGAGAAGUGCUGAAGAAGUUUGGACGCGAUGUAGGAAUCAACCUUCGAGCUGUUCGAGCUUACGCGCAGCAAAUGUUUCUUGGUUUGAGUUUGAUGCGGAAAUGCAACAUCCUGCAUGCUGAUCUGAAGCCUGACAACAUUCUGGUCAACGAGACUCGCAAUAUGCUAAAGAUUUGCGAUCUUGGAUCAGCUUCGGAUGCAUCCGAAAAUGAAAUUACACCGUAUCUUGUCAGCAGAUUCUAUCGUGCGCCCGAGAUUAUUCUUGGAAUGCCAUAUGACUUCGCGAUCGAUGUUUGGUCUGUCGGCUGCACCCUCUACGAACUUUACACAGGUAAAAUUCUAUUCACAGGCCGCACCAACAACCAAAUGCUCCGAUCAAUCAUGGAUUGCAGGGGUAAAUUCACGACUAAGAUGUUGAAGCGAGCCCAGUUCGCUCACAUCCAUUUCGAUGAGAUGGCCAACUUUAGAAGUGUGGAGCAAGAUAAGCUUACUGGAAAGGACACCAUCAAGACUCUUGCGUUCAGCAAGCCGUCUCGCGAUCUCCGAACGCGCCUCAUGUCUGCAUCGAAGGGCCUCAGUGAUGUAGAAAUUAAGGAGCUAGAACUGUUCAGGGAUCUGCUUGACCGCUGCUUGGCACUCAAUCCCGAGAAGAGGAUCACCCCUGCUGAGGCGUUGAGACAUCCGUUCAUCAUGAAAACCUUGAAGUGAGAUGGUGUUGGUGUCUGCGGAUAGAAGGGAAAGGUGGUCGCCCAUCACAACGGGAGAUAUUUUGGGCGUACAUAGAAUAUGACAUCCUCAAGAGAGCUCGAUUACCCCGAGCGGUUGCAGGAAUACAUAGAUCGUAAUGGCAAUUGUGCUGAAAAGUACUUCCUGUUUGGGAAAAUUCGCGCCCCCUUUCCUGCCAACUUUACUUCAUUUAUUUUCUUUUCUCUUGCCA
Messenger RNA from Hyaloscypha bicolor E, 2650 nucleotides. Its product is annotated as kinase-like protein. The record is from RefSeq and is a predicted model, not a curated record. Gene Ontology annotation, biological process: peptidyl-serine phosphorylation; peptidyl-threonine phosphorylation; mRNA cis splicing, via spliceosome. The transcript is spliced from 6 exons. NCBI's taxonomy places the organism in Eukaryota, Fungi, Ascomycota, Leotiomycetes, Helotiales, Hyaloscyphaceae. The coding region runs from base 16 to 2421 and encodes 801 amino acids. Gene Ontology annotation, molecular function: ATP binding; protein serine/threonine kinase activity.